UGGGCAAACUGCAUUGUAAUUCAAACCAUUGAACGGGAGGGGAAUGUGGCUGCGAAAUCUGUUGGCUCAGAACCGGCUUCCCUAUUCCUACGAGCCAUAUGUCAAAAACAUUCUUCAGGGUCCUUUGGACGCUGUAGAAAAAUGCGAAGCACUUUUGGGAAUUUCGGAAGAAAUCUUGGGACCAAAACCCGCCGAGAAGUUCGUGCGGGAUGUCUUGGACACUUUCGAGAUGCGUGGAGUGGAUAGUUUGAUUGAAGAUGAUAUACCCCUUGAACCACCAGCACCUACCUCACUCCCCAAGAAAGCAGCAACGAAAUCUGUUUUCAAAGUCGAUGCACCCGAAUUUACUCCCUUGGGCGGUGGAUGGUCCGAGUUGGAAGUGAGCUUUCAGCGAUUGGACACGAGUGAUACUGAUGAUAUUGGCGAAGAUGGGGAUGCUGCAUAUUUGGACUAUGAAGAGUCGGAGGGAUACAAUUCUUUUUCUCCAGAAGAAAUCCUCCAAUCGGUAUUCAUGGAUCUGCCCGUUGAUGAGAUUCAGAAUAUGCUGGCUGCAAAUGGAUAUAGCGUCGAAAAAACUGUUGAAGCUAUUCUUCGACCACCAGCGCCCGCUCCUUCUUCCUCCCCACUACCGACACAAUCAGAGGGUACCGGCAAUUCGAUCGUACAGCCAUUUACCCAGCCCGGCAAGCAAGUUUGCAGACAUUUCCUAGCAGGGCGAUGUCUGCGAAGUGAUUGUUGGUUUAGUCAUGACCCGGAGGCAAUGGUGUGCAAAUUCUGGUUGAGCGGAACGUGUAUGAAAGGGGACCAGUGCCUAUUUACACAUGGGAAUGAACUGGUGCAAAGGAUCGAGUCCAUGACUGCUCAGACUGCUCAAACUUCGACCGGAAGCCCACGGCAAUCAUUGGGCGGUGAAGAUUUUCCCGCGCUGACACCGUCGGCUUCCAAAAAAGCGCCCAAAAUCGAUUUUUGGGGACCGACCCAAAAGUUUGUGGACGUCGCCAAGAAAAAGCCUGCUGUCCAACCUGCUAUUGUGGCAGCAAAACAGUCUGCACAGAAUCCUAUGACAUCUCAUCGUAGGUCGACAAAAUUGGUGGAAGCAAAGUGGGUGUCAACGGGUGAUACACUUGCUGCCAUGUAUGCACGAUAUAGACAGGAAGCAAUUGACGCCGCCAUACAACGAAAUAAACUGUUUCAAAGAGCCACCGAAGCCUACCUUUCCGGCAACAAGGCCGCUGCAAAAGCCUUUUCCCUCGGUGCACACCGUCUCAACGAACGCGUCCAAGAACUCCAUCGACAAGCUGGUGUGCGCAUCUUUGAAGAGCGUAACAAAGCGGGGACAAAUUCAGAUACUACAGGCCAUAUGAUCGACUUACACGGUCUCCAUCCAACAGAAGCUGUGGAGAUGCUUGAAGUUACGAUUGGAAAGCUGCGAAGAGAGCAUUUCAGAGGACAUGUAGUAGCGGUGACGGGAACAGGCCAUCACAGUCGUGGACAGAAGGCUAAAGUAUUACCAGCGAUACGGGAUUAUUUGCAUAGAGUUGGGUUGAAGGCGCAGGAAGGAACAAUGAGGGAUGGACGAGGUGGCAUGUUUACAAUACAGUUAUGAAAAACAA
Molecule: messenger RNA, 1613 nt
Organism: Spizellomyces punctatus DAOM BR117
Lineage: Eukaryota; Fungi; Chytridiomycota; Chytridiomycetes; Spizellomycetales; Spizellomycetaceae
Exons: 2
Coding region: 44-1606 (520 amino acids)
Molecular function (GO): metal ion binding
Source: RefSeq, a predicted model, not a curated record